This is a messenger RNA of Drosophila yakuba, 1198 nucleotides long. RefSeq lists its product as uncharacterized. Bases 114 to 1079 code for a protein of 321 amino acids. NCBI's taxonomy places the organism in Eukaryota, Metazoa, Arthropoda, Insecta, Diptera, Drosophilidae. The transcript has a single exon. Gene Ontology annotation, cellular component: mitochondrion. The record is from RefSeq and is a predicted model, not a curated record.
AGUGCCUUUUGAAAACUUUUCACUUAUAUGGUCCGAAAUUUCGAAUGAAUUACCUAAAACCAAUUCAUUUCAAACAAUAAUUUUAAGUAGGCAAAAUUUUAACCUCAUUCAAAAUGCACUACACCCGUUGCUUAGAACCCAUGGACAAGACGAAGAACACGAAACUUCAUCAGCUUAAGUCCAGCGUUACUCCUUACAGACCAAAGCCGAGCCUAAUACGUAGUAAUUCCCCAAAAUUAGAGAACGAUAAGCGUAAUGGCUUGGACUUGGAGCUGCUGAAUAAUCCCGAGAUACCCAGCGUAAAGCGUGUACGAUGGGCUCCGAUGUAUGGAGAAAAGAUCCCGAGUACGACCUCCGUUUGCAGCUUUCCACUAAGGUCCAAACAGGCUCAGUUUGAUCAGGACUUAUCAGAUGAGUUAAUACUGGCCAACGAGCUUCGAUUGGCGGUGCAUCGAGGGGGAGGUUCCAUCGAUCCCGAGAAGAAUUUCGAGCUGAGGGCUCGACUGUCUCCAUUGCAGUUGCCAUACAGUCGUGUGCAGCGAAUUCUGAAAGAGUGCGAGUUGAGUGAGAGGAAUCAACACACCUAUAGUAUACCCAUGGACUAUGGGCGCCAAUUGGUUGCCAUGGUUUGCAAGAUCCGGACGGAUAAUCUGCCCAACCUGAAGCUGCGUUUGGCCUCUUUACUUCGGCAAAACAAAACGCGCUUCUUUAAUAGACAUUUGUUUAACGAAACUGGCUUGAUUGAGGCCACAUUGCCUAGCAAAACACCUUUAAGUUUUGAAGAAUUUAAUCAAACGUUGCGAACAGAUGCUCUGUGGUGCAAAGCCACCGAUAGCGCCAUUACCGAUUUGGGAAAAGGGUCUGUUUUGUUCAAGUGUCGACCUCUGGACCUCCAAGAGGUUACGUACAAACUAAGGCAGUGCAACUAUAAGAUUAUAAACAAGGAGGUGGGCCACUGUCCAAACAAGCCGCUCGUGGAUUUAAAUGAUCGACAAAUGGCCCGCUACCAGGAGUUUCGUACAGCGCUUCUUCAAGAUGUAGAUGUCGUAAAGAUCUAUGACAACGUGCGUGUCCAGUAGCUUAAAUCAGUCCAGUAGACGAAAAUCCUAAGUUAUAUCAAAUUAUCAAAGUGAACUUAAAUUAUAUAAUGUGUUUCCUACAGUUAUUCCAUAAUAACAAACUCACGACCUCUCUACAA